GUUCGUAUACAUCUUCACGUGAAUUUCUAGGAACUCUCUGUUUAGCUUGUUGACGAUAAAUUAUUUGCUGAGUUGCGUGCCUUCACGACAUCCAGAACACCAGAGAGAUACCAUCGACCCCUCCUCUUGAAUUCACUCCUAUAUAUGGCUGGCGUUUUGAUCGAUCGCUUCUUAAGACCACCACCAUCAAAGCAGCAACGAAUAAUUAUCACCGCCCUUCAUCCACAUCUAAUUUACCAGCUUCAAUCCUCCCGCAAAUCAGUUUCCAAUUCAACAAUGAGGAAUUCAGUCAAAUCCAGAGAAGGGAACCUUAUGGGGGCAAAGAUGAGCAAUAAGGUCUCCUUUCCAUCCGGAUUUAAGAACAAAGUCAUUAAGGAAGCAAUGAAUAACCUGAAUCCUAGCCUUCAUGAUUACUUAUCCAACAGACCUCAAGUCCAACCAAUGAGAAAUAAGGCUUCUGGUUCCAAAGGAAAAAUAAGCCACCAAUCCAUGGAUGGCCGGAACUCCACGGUGAAAAAUAAGGUUUGCUCUUCAUCAACAUCUACAGGCAGUUCACAUACAGAAAAUUGCUUUACACGGGCACAAACGAGUUGUCGCAAUUCCGUCCAGUCCAAGACUUAUCCAAUGCCCACAGAAGGCAGUUCAGAUGACCUUGUAGGGGCAGAAAUGAGUUGUCACAAUUCUUCAGGACAUGCUUACAUCCAGUCCAUCAAGGAUUAUCCAAUACCCACAGAAGGCAGUUCAGAUGCAGAAACUGACCUUAUAGGGGCAAAAACAAGUUGUCACAAUUUUUCAACACAUGGUGACAUCCAGUCCAUCAAGGUUUAUCCAAUGCCCACAGAAGGCAGUUCAGAUGCAGAAACUGACCUUACAGGAGCAACAAUGAGUUGUCACAAUAGUUCAAUACAUGCCGACGUCCAGUCCACCAAGACAGCAAGUAGCCUUAUCGGGGCAGAAAUGAGUUGUCACAAUUGUUCGAGGCAGAAAUGAGUUGUCACAAUUGUUCAAUACAUGCUGGCAUCCAGUCCAUCAAGACAGCAAGUGGCCUUGCAGGAACAAAAAUUAGUUGUCACAAUUGUUCAAUACAUGCUGGCAUCCAGUCCAUCAAGACAGCAAGUGGCCUUACAGGAACAAAAAUUAUUUGUCACAAUUGUUGAAUACAUGCUGACGUCCAGUCUAUCAAGGCUUGUCCAGUGCCCACAGGAGGCAGUUCACACACAAAAAGUGGCCUUACAAGGGCAAAAAAGAGUUGGCACACUUCUUUCCGCAAUCCUUCCAUAUUUGCUCGCGUCCAGUCCAUUACGGCUUAUUUAAAGCCCACAGUUGGCAGUUCACAAACAAAAAAAAAGCUUACAGGGGCAAAAAUGAGUUGUCACAGUCCCAUUCUUCAAUAUUUGCUGGCGUCCAGUCCAUCAAGGCUCCGUCCUAGUUUAAAAGCCAUGUCAUUAAGGAAGCAAUGAAAGUGAAGCCUUUUUUCUGAUAAAGAAAUUGUGCUAUCUAACGCGAGAAGGCGUUGAAAAAUAUAUGAAUACUGCUGAGGAUAGUCAGGGAUCUCGAGAUUUUUGCUUGGUAUGGAGGGGUCCUGGUUAAGAGGUUUACUGGAGCGGGUUUAUGCAAGAGUUUAUGGAAGAAUAAUACGUCGUGUCCUGUGGGUUCUAUUAAUUAAAUGUAAUAAUUUCAGGUCAAAAUCUUAAUUUUCAGAUAUAUAUUGUUUGGAUGUUAA
Populus euphratica (Euphrates poplar) is the source of this 1723-nucleotide messenger RNA. RefSeq lists its product as uncharacterized. The transcript has 2 exons. The record is from RefSeq and is a predicted model, not a curated record. The coding region runs from base 145 to 990 and encodes 281 amino acids. Lineage: Eukaryota; Viridiplantae; Streptophyta; Magnoliopsida; Malpighiales; Salicaceae.